GUAAUUAUGUGUCCUGCUGGACGUAAUCCUUUACCACCGUUUGUUUAUGAGAACGAUGACGAUUUUACCCAUUUAAAGAAAAAGGAGCACAAAGUAUUUAAUCUUCCACCUCAUUUAGCCCAACUUGAAGACCCUUGGAAUAAACUUUGCACUCAACAUACCCUUUCUAGCCUAAGACACACAGCUGAAUAUUUUGAUCCUGAGGCACCAAACGAUGAUCUUGAUUUCAGAUUAAAAUCUCACUACGAUCAACACAGGCACUGGUGGAAGUCUAAAUCUGAAGCAUUACUGCAGCUUGAGACAUUAAAUGAAACAAAAAGAGUGCUUAAAAAUCGUCCUGUAAAAGUUCCUGUUAAGCGACCGCCUCCAAGUCAGCCAUUUACAAUAUGGACAUGUGAACGUAGAGAUCGUCUUGAAAAUGUUUCGGAAGCAAUAGAUGGUCAUCAUAGUCAAGCGACAAAUGGUGGUUAUUCAAGAAAACCUGAUGGGAAUAAAUUUAUUGCAUAAGAGCAAACAAGCUGAGAAUUACUCACUAAGGGAGGCAAUAAUGCUUUGCUGAUCUUAGUAAUACUCUUAGGCAAAUGAAGCACAGUUUGAAGAAACAUAAAAUUGAUCUUUGGUUAUAUUUGGAAUCAUUGUCAUUUAAUACCUUCA
Trichobilharzia szidati is the source of this 654-nucleotide messenger RNA. Lineage: Eukaryota; Metazoa; Platyhelminthes; Trematoda; Strigeidida; Schistosomatidae. The record is from the annotation of a GenBank genome assembly.